AUGAUCAUCACAGAUUCUGAUCGUACAUUUACCUCCCACACUAGCAGGCAAUAUAAGUCUUCUCCAUCUGUAAUUGUGAUAUUGCUGGAAUCAAGAGAUAGAAUUGGUGGACGUAUUCAAACUGACUACUCGUUUGGUUGCCCUAUUGACAUGGGAGCAUCGUGGCUACAUGGUGACAACUCUGUACUGUAUGACCAUGAUCUUGAGAGUUUUAUGCCCUUUGGUAUUGAUGGCAAGCAAGUUCCUCAACAGUUGUUGAAGUUGGAUGGAGAUGCAUUUAGAAAAAUUGUUCCCAAAGAGACUGAGAAAGUGAGGGAUGAACAUAGCAAUGAGGGAUGAACAUAGCAAGCAAUAUCAAUCGUACUGGACAUAUAUCCAGAACUAAGGCAAGAUGGACUUGCCGAUGAAGUGAUGCAGUGGUACAUAUGCAGAAUGGAAGCAUGGUUUGCUGCAGCUGCAAACUCAAUAUCUCUAAAGACUUGGGAUCAGACAAGUUAUUGUAAAUUAAAAGAGAGAAUGUACUUUCUUGUCGUCAUGGACUAA
This is a messenger RNA of Ipomoea triloba (trilobed morning glory), 543 nucleotides long. RefSeq names its product probable polyamine oxidase 4. Gene Ontology annotation, cellular component: peroxisome. The record is from RefSeq and is a predicted model, not a curated record. The transcript has 9 exons. Gene Ontology annotation, molecular function: polyamine oxidase activity. Gene Ontology annotation, biological process: polyamine catabolic process. Lineage: Eukaryota; Viridiplantae; Streptophyta; Magnoliopsida; Solanales; Convolvulaceae.